CAGGAUGAGUUGGGGGUGUGGUUUGGAUGGUGUCAUGGCUUCCCCCGUCCACGAAGCUACAUCUCUAUUGAGCCGAGCGUGAAUUAAAUGUCCUUUAAUUUCGUAAAAUAAACACCAACAUUUGAAGGACUACACAUUCAAUACCUUAAUCAUGGGCACCGUCCACGCGAGGAGUCUUGACCCUCUGCCAAUGCAGGGACCUGAGUUGGGGGUUCAUGCGGAUGACAUCGAGACACCAGAAAUGGAGCAGGAAUCAAAACAAGAGGUUCUUGAAAACAAAGAUGUCAUAGUCCAGCAUGUUCACAUAGAUGGUCUGGGAAGAACCAAGGAGGAUUGCUUAACAUACGAGAUUGCUGGUGUCUUCAGAGCAAAGAACUUGAUUGACGUCAUGAAGAGAGCCCACGAAGCCAGACAGAAGCUCCUCCGUCUUGGUAUCUUCAGACAGGUGGAGGUUGUCAUUGAUACCUCACAAGGGGUGGAUGCGCUGCCUAACGGACUAGAUGUGACGUUUGAAGUGACUGAGCUGAGACGUAUGACUGGUAGCUAUAACACCAUGGUUGGAAAUAACGAAGGCAGCAUGGUUCUUGGUCUGAAGCUGCCCAAUGUUUUCGGUCGUGCGGAAAAGCUUACAUUCCAGUUCUCCUACGGCACCAAAGAGACUUCCUAUGGGCUGUCUUUCUUCAAGCCUCAACCUGGUCACUUUGAGCGCAAUUUCGCUGUUAACUUUUACAAAGUCACAGGCCAGUUUCCAUGGAGCUCGCUGAGAGAGACUGAUCGUGGCGUCUCCACAGAAUUCAGUUUCCCUCUUUGGAAGACGAACCACACCCUGAAGUGGGAGGGUGUGUGGCGAGAGCUGGGAUGUCUGGCACGUACCGCCUCGUUCGCAGUCCGGGAGGAGAGCGGCCACUCCCUCAAGUCAUCACUCUCGCAUGCCAUGGUCAUCGACACCAGAAACUCCACAAUCCUUCCCAGGAGGGGAGCCUUGCUGAAAAUUAACCAGGAGUUGGCUGGCUACACUGGAGGAGAUGCCAGUUUUCUGAAAGAGGACUUUGAACUCCAAUUUAACAAACGUCUUCUCUGGGACUCGGUCCUGUCUGCAUCUCUCUGGGGCGGAUGCCUCCUGCCCAUUGGAGAUAAGCCAACUUGCAUUGCUGACAGGUUCUAUCUCGGUGGUCCUACUAGCGUCAGAGGAUUCAGUAUGUACAGCAUCGGCCCACAGAGUGAAGGUGACUACCUGGGAGGUGAGGUGUAUUGGGCUGGAGCCGUCCACCUGUAUACUCCACUGCCCUUCCGUCCAGGCAAAGGGGGAUUCGGAGACCUCUUCAGGACCCACUUCUUCCUCAAUGCUGGGAACCUGUGUAACCUCAACUAUGGUGACGGGCCUCGAGCACACCUGAGUAAGCUGGCAGAGUGUAUCCGCUGGUCCUAUGGAGCGGGAAUCGUGCUACGACUCGGAAACAUCGCCCGGCUGGAGCUCAACUACUGCAUUCCCAUGGGCGUCCAGAGUGGAGACAGGAUAUGCGACGGGGUCCAGUUUGGAGCUGGAAUCCGAUUUCUGUGAUGUUGUCUUGCUGCAUUGAAUUGUGGAACACAGGAGUUUGUUUCGUUGGUUUUAGGAAGUGGGAGGUGAUCUAUAGGGGUCACUUUCAACACAGCGAAGGUUGCUGGGAAUUAAAUGUCUACUACAACCAA
Molecule: messenger RNA, 1692 nt
Organism: Oncorhynchus gorbuscha (pink salmon)
Lineage: Eukaryota; Metazoa; Chordata; Actinopteri; Salmoniformes; Salmonidae
Product: sorting and assembly machinery component 50 homolog A
Exons: 15
Coding region: 152-1561 (469 amino acids)
Biological process (GO): protein insertion into mitochondrial outer membrane; mitochondrial respiratory chain complex assembly
Cellular component (GO): SAM complex; outer membrane
Source: RefSeq, a predicted model, not a curated record